Messenger RNA from Prunus dulcis (almond), 792 nucleotides. RefSeq lists its product as uncharacterized. Gene Ontology annotation, cellular component: Slx1-Slx4 complex. Gene Ontology annotation, biological process: double-strand break repair via homologous recombination. The transcript is spliced from 5 exons. Gene Ontology annotation, molecular function: crossover junction DNA endonuclease activity; 5'-flap endonuclease activity. NCBI's taxonomy places the organism in Eukaryota, Viridiplantae, Streptophyta, Magnoliopsida, Rosales, Rosaceae. The record is from RefSeq and is a predicted model, not a curated record. Bases 1 to 792 code for a protein of 263 amino acids.
AUGGGGAUAUACGAAUUCACAGUGAACCCACGGCGUCGUAUAAGACAGCAUAAUGGAGAAAUAGCUCAAGGUGCUUGGAGAACGAAGCGGAAGCGUCCAUGGGAGAUGGUCUUGUGCAUCUAUGGUUUCCCAACUAACGUUUCUGCUCUCCAGUUUGAAUUGUCCUGGCAGAACCCAACUGUAUCAAAGGCAGGCAGGCUGCUGCAAGCUUUAAAUCCCUGGGAGGGCUUCUUGAACAUCACUGUAAACUUCUUUUCAACCCAGUACACCAAACGCUCCGCUGAUUGUCCACGCCUUCCGGAACAGAUGAAAGUCAGAGUCUGCUCCGUGGAUGAGCUUCCUUCCUGUACCAAACUAUCUGAUGACCUUUUUGAAAAUGAAGAUGAGUGGUAUUAUCAGCAGAGUGAUAGUGGCAAUAGAAUGAAUGAAGUAUAUGGACACAGUAAAGAAGUAGGAGAAGAUGAGUGGUAUAAUGGAAAAGAAUGUGAUGAAGCUAUGAAUUAUGGUACAUUACAGGAAGAAACAUUAUCAGAUCUUAUUGUUCAAAGUUCAGCAGAUGAUCAGCAGGAUUAUACUGGCAGUAUAAGUAACGAAGCAUAUGGAUGCAGUCAAGUAGUAGGAGAGGAUUGUACAGAGCAAUUUGGUUUUAUUGAAUCGCCAGUGAGAACACCAUCUUCAAAUGUCACUACCUCAUUUGACACAGAAGUAACUAAAGAUAUAGGUUUGUUUGGAUCUUCUGAUGACAUGGUGUUAAAUUGGGCCGACCUGCAAGGGAACAAUCGGCGGCUGUAG